Messenger RNA from Tarenaya hassleriana, 1549 nucleotides. Its product is annotated as metalloendoproteinase 1-MMP. Gene Ontology annotation, biological process: collagen catabolic process; extracellular matrix organization; proteolysis. Lineage: Eukaryota; Viridiplantae; Streptophyta; Magnoliopsida; Brassicales; Cleomaceae. The transcript has a single exon. Gene Ontology annotation, cellular component: extracellular matrix. Bases 311 to 1414 code for a protein of 367 amino acids. Gene Ontology annotation, molecular function: zinc ion binding; metalloendopeptidase activity. The record is from RefSeq and is a predicted model, not a curated record.
AAUAAUUAACUAUAUUUAAUAACACUAAUAAAUAUAUUUUCCAAAAAUAGGAAAUAUGCCUCAACCGUGAAACCAACCGUGGAGCCCCAAGACAGAAUCUUGGAUUAAAAAGGCACACUCACGGCAGAAUCUCCACUUCCCUCUCCCUGUCCCUUCAACUUUCUCCUUCCUUAAUCAUACCUUUGCCGCUUUGAUUCAAUCAAACCUCUGGUUCUAUCAGAAUCUUUAACUUCGACCAAAAGUUUCUUUCUUUUUUUUUAUUUUUUUGUCCUUUUCGGGUUCCCCCCGCCCCCCGCAAAACCAGGGACCCAUGGCUCUGAAACUCUGUAACUUGCUCUGUUUUUUCUUAUUCGUCGCGUCCUGUUUCCCUUGCCGGUUUCCGGCUGAAUCGUUACCGGAGUCCACGACGAUGACGACGGCAUCCCAGACGACCCGCAUAAGCAACGACACGUGGCGUGAUUUCAGCCGUCUGAUCGAUGUCGAGAAAGGCAGCCGCGUCAACGGCGUGUCGGAGCUGAAGAGAUAUCUCCACCGGUUCGGUUACCUCACCAACUCCGCUGGAGAUUCCAAAUUCUCCGACGUGUUCGACGGCGACCUCGAAUCCGCUGUCUCUCUCUACCAGAAGACCCUCGGCCUACCCAUCACCGGCAAACUCGACCCCGAUACCGUCGCGGUGAUCUCGUCACCGCGCUGUGGCGUUAGCGACGAGACGUUACACGACGAUAGUAUAAUCCAUGCAACGCGACGUUACACGUACUUCGGCGGUAAGCCGAGGUGGAACCGUGAUAGCCCUAUCCGUCUAACAUACGCCUUCUCGAAGACGUACACAGUCGAUUACCUCGGCUCCGACGACGUCAAGGCAGUUUUCCGGCGAGCUUUCGGACGGUGGGCGGAGGUGGUUCCGGUGAGUUUCUCGGAGGUGGAGGAUUACAGCUCCGCCGACGUGAGGAUCGGAUUUUUUGGACACGACCACGGUGACGGCCAACCGUUCGACGGCGCUCUCGGGAUACUCGGCCACGCGUUCGCGCCGGAAAACGGGAGGUUGCACCUGGACGCGGCGGAGACGUGGGCAGUUGACUUUGGGAGGACGGAGUCUGACGUGGCCGUUGACUUGGAGUCUGUGGCGACGCACGAGAUAGGGCACGUGCUGGGGUUGGGGCACAGCUCGGUGAAGACGGCGGUGAUGUACCCGAGUCUAAGGCCGAGAACGAAGAAACUGGAGCUGACGGUUGAUGACGUGGCGGGCGUACAGAAACUGUACGGACAGAACCCGAACUUCCGUUUGAGUUCCCUGAUGGGUACGGAGAAGACGUGGAGGAGCGGAACCGGAACUGGAAGAUUCUUGUCGGGGAGCUUGACCGUUUCUCUUCUGUUCCUCCAUUUGCUACUGUUUCUAACUUUCUAUGAUCGUUAGAGGCAGGGAAUAUAUCUUCUUUUAACAUUCAACGUAUAACAAUGGACGAAAACAGGGGUGACGUUUAAUUGAUUAUUUAAUUUGGUUUGUAGUCAAUUUGCUUAUAUUUAAUGUAUCCUGAUCUCGAUUUUUUUU